UUUAUUCUCGACAACCAGCAACUAGAAUACCUCUGCAGUGCUGCUCUUCUUCGGCUCCUCAACCUUCUAACCCUCAAUCAACAUGUUCAGAAACAAUUACGACAACGAUUCUGUGACAUUUUCACCUCAAGGCCGAAUAUUCCAGGUCGAAUAUGCUCAAGAGGCGGUCAAGCAAGGCUCAGUAGUUGUCGGGGUGGUCAGCAAGAAGCAUGUUGUCCUCACGGCCCUCAAGAGAAAUGCAGAAGAACUAUCCUCAUACCAGAAAAAGAUUGUUGGUGUAGACGACCAUCUGGGAGUUGCACUUGCAGGUCUUGCCUCCGAUGCCCGGGUCCUCUCGAACUUCAUGAAGCAGCAAUCCCUCUCGUCCAAGAUGACCUAUGGCCGCCCCAUACCAGUCGAGCGCAUUGUCAAUAUGAUCGGUGACCGAGCCCAGACAAACACACAACAUUAUGGCAAGCGGCCUUACGGCGUCGGACUAUUGGUGGCAGGUGUCGAUGAGCUGGGACCACACUUGUUCGAAUUCUCUCCCUCGGGCUUGACACAAGAGAUGCUAGCCUGUGCAAUUGGCGCUCGAAGUCAAAUGGCCCGGACAUACCUGGAGAGACAUCUGGAAACAUUCGCGGACUGCAGCCGAGAAGAGUUGAUCAAACAUGCUCUACUGGCUCUCAAGGAGAGUCUCUCUCAAGACAAGGAGUUGACGGUAGACAAUACGAGUCUGGCUGUGACAGGUGUGAGCGAGAAGGAUGGCCGAAAGAAGCUCGAAAAGUUCAAGUUGUACGAUGGACAAGACAUCGCACCGUUACUGGAAGCCAACGUGGAGUCAGCAGAGACAGAAGGUGCCUCAGGCGAUGCCAUGGAGACUGACUCGUAGCGACAAAAUGAUGCAUUGGCAUUCGGCACGGCGUUUGGAGUGAGAAGGCUGUCACAAAUAUCACUCUGACAUGUAUCAAGGAGGGGCAAAGAGUCGAUGAUGAUUCUCAUUUUCCAUGUUUUUGGGUCUAUCAUUGCUUGUCUGUCUAUUCCAUGGUCCAGUCCAGCUUGUAUCGUCCUGGAGCCAGCUGAUAUCCACGCAAUGCCUGAACAACCUCGUCCGUACUCUUGACCUCGACCAGAAUAUUCGCGGCACCUUCACUGACGAAACCUUCUCUAAUACUGUUCCUGACCCAAUCCAACAGUCCAUUCCAGUAGCCAUUGACAUUGAC
Exophiala xenobiotica is the source of this 1202-nucleotide messenger RNA. RefSeq lists its product as uncharacterized. NCBI's taxonomy places the organism in Eukaryota, Fungi, Ascomycota, Eurotiomycetes, Chaetothyriales, Herpotrichiellaceae. Bases 83 to 871 code for a protein of 262 amino acids. The record is from RefSeq and is a predicted model, not a curated record. The transcript is spliced from 3 exons. Gene Ontology annotation, biological process: ubiquitin-dependent protein catabolic process. Gene Ontology annotation, cellular component: proteasome core complex; nucleus; proteasome core complex, alpha-subunit complex.